GUACAGUACAUGUACAUGUACAUGUACUUUGUACCUGUGAAAUCAGAGAGUUAGCCUGUAUCAUCCGCUCCCGUGGCAGAUUGUAAAUCGGACCAACUCGCCCCGUUUUCAUUCUAGGAAUCUCACAUCCUAGCCGUCCCCCUAUGCUCUACAGAGUAAUUAUGAGCCUAAUCAGCGGGGGGAAAAGAAUGGAAGAAGGAAAAUUUUCAUGUAAGUCCCGCUCUCUCUCCUUAGUGGAGCUGGCAACCUGCUUGUUGGCCCAGUCGUGCCCUUCUUUUAGCGCCCGGAUGCCGCAUCCUUGCUCGAAUGCUGCAUACAACUAACUCCAUCUACUCACAUAAUUCCCCUGCGAAUGAUGAAUUCUUCAAAAGGAAACAUUUGUUCCGUUUUGCUUUCUUUUUCCAUUUCGUUAUUUUACUACGGAGUACUCCGUACUCUGCUCUCUAAUUGUUCCUGCACCCUCUCCCUGCUGUGUUCAGCCCUCGAUGGAAGAAGCGGCCACGAUGCCCCAGUAGCAUGCUGUUCUUUUAUUUGCUUUUUCUUCAGCCCCUCGUUACGACGCCACACGACGUCGUGGUUUGAGUUAGGGGUUUAUUUUUACUGCACAUUUUCACUUUCCACCGUGAUGAACGAUGGCAUUUGCUGGCAGUUGUCCAGGGCAUGCUUUAACAAAUACGGGGUAGUAAUGCCAACAAAAAAACUGCGCAGCGCUAGUCGGGUAUCUACACAAUAUGGAGUUGUGGAAACUGUAUACACAAAAAAAGGAAUUUGUGGUGUUCCAUGCAGAUGUGAAGGCCAUUGAAUGCCUUGGAGCACCAACGCCGACCCUUGCGUGUUUUGUUUCAAUUAGGCCCAAAUCCCGGUCAAACACUGAGCCCCCAUUUUACAAGAAUAAAAUUCGGGUUUCCUAGUCUUCCGAUUCCGUGGCCAUGGUUAAGACAGAGCUAGGGCAUUAUCUAAACGGGACAAAAGAUGACCAUUUUGCCUGAGAAAGGUGUGUCGGCUCACGGUGCAGGGUAAAGAUAAGGGAAGAACUUCGGUUUAUUGGAUUUAUCUAUUCCCCCGUACACAUUCUUAAAAGAAGGGAAACAAAGGGAGAAUCAACAAUCAGUCGCUGUUAAAAGACAAAUGGAGAUGACAGACUCUAUAUCCUCAUAGAUUUCCCUUAGCCAAGUUCAUCUGACGUCGGCGAAUUUGUGUACUGCUGAUCUUGGUCUCAAAAUUCUCCACAUUCUCUCCUUGGCUUUCACCUUCACUGGCGUCCAAGACAUCAACUUCAAAAACCUCGAGCAUCGACCACCCUUUCUUCUCACGCUCGUCAUUCACGGCUUGCCCGCCCAAUCGAGUCUCCUUGGAUACGACCAAAGCGCUUAUGGCUUCGUCCGUGAUAGUGGGGCCGAAUGGGUCAGAAAUCUGAACGAAUUUGAUAUCCAGGUCCGAUGACACCCGCACGCGGACAUACUUGCCAUUUGGAGCGGGAUGGUGAACAUAUUCAAUUUUGGCGGUCGCGGCCGGGGUGGCAUACUGCUUCGCAAGUGGUGGGGAGAAAUGUAUCACUGAUUCCAUAAAUCCCCAAACUCCCUGCCAUCGCUCAUCCCAACUUUCUAGGUACUCUGCAUAUUGUUUAUUCACCAGCAGCUCAUCCCCAGUGAUGCCAAUGGUGAUGGUCCUUUGAACCGGCUUAGAUCCUGGCGGCACUUCAUCAAUAGCAAGGGCAGUCGCUGUGAGCAGGAGUUUGUGCCCUGCAUGCAGAUGGUCAAAAGUACCGCCAACUGCAACGGAAUAAUGGCGUCGCGGAUGCAGUGCGAGUGGCUCAAGAACCGUUGGCUGCGGCUGUAACGCUGACACGCCUGGAAGCCUUCGAAUGGUGGGGGCCAGAUUUGACAGCCCUCGUUUCUUUGCUGUCGUGGUAAGCGCAUUCAGGAGCAUAUCCCCUUCUCUUGUCCCGAGAAAAAAAAUGCUUUCCCAGGAACGACCUGAAGCUGCGAAAUCGGUCAGAUGGAUAAUUGGGCCCAGAUUAGCACGCGAGACCUGGGAGCGAUUUGUAUCACCACCAUCGUUAUUGUCGCUGCCAUUCUCGCUAUCGUCAAGGAAAAACACUCUUGCAUCCACCCCCCCGGGCCCGUCCAAUUCAACCGCUUGUGCAACACUCGUCACGCCGAGGAGCCUAUAGAAAGAAGCCAGCAGCUGUUGUAAAUGCACGAACGACCUGCCUCGCGGUGCAGAAUCCGGUGCAGCUAAACCACGUGCGGUAAUUGCGAUAUCUAAUACCGCUUUACUACUAGUUCCUUUGAUAGGACUGGAAAGUUCGGCAAGGAUGAUUGACAACGCGGGGUUGUAUGCAGCUUUCAAAGAAGAAUAUGAGGUUGAGGACGUGCUAGGGAGUAAGAGCAAUGCUUCAUGGCGAAGAUCUCCGCCAGACGCCAUAUCGUCCAGCAUUCAGAACCCUACAAUAUAAGUUGAUAUAAAGUUGCCUCGAUAAGAUCGGGUAAUAUUAGAGCUGAACCGAGCCGAAUAGAAUGUGCCUUGGGAGACGCGAACGCCAGAUAUUGUAUUAGUGAAGGACGAGAAACAUGCAAAGAUACUGUAUAAUCGUCACGGGCUGGCUGAUUCACUGGUAUAUGCUUCGAAUAGACACGUUUUCCUUUUGAUAUUGCUUUAAUUUCUAUAGUUAUUUAUAUUUCGUCGGCGGGGUGUCUCUCUUCCCAUAAAAUGAGCCGAGGGAGAGGGAAGCUGAGUCACGUGUAUACCUCUGCUGAGUCAUGCGCUCGCCAAGGCAAUGCGGCUCGUUGUUGACGUCGAGCUCGCGAUAUCAAAUCGCCGUCGACACUCUCUGCAGUUGGUGAAUAUGCCUCUACAUGGGCAACAUCACGUCCAUUAUCCUACAGGUAGUGCACAGGAUGCACCCCCAACUAACCCUAGUGCAACUGGUGGAGUGUUUCAGACUACACAAGUUCUAGGCUCUGUUGGCGCUCCCAUCGCGAACUUGCGCGGCGCCCCUCCAACACCACAUCCUCAGGCUCCCAUACCAGGCAUAGAGGCUUGAGAUACCUCCCUACCCUCCACAACGUAAGCUUCUACUAUGGCGGAACCCUCUCAGACCUUCAAUGGCCCCCGGCGGCAACAAACUUUCCCGCGACAGCCAGAGGAACUACACAUCCCUGCAGCGAGCAACUCAUUGGCCUCAAAUGGUCCCCGACCAGGCCAACAUCAGUUUCCCUCUGCAUCUGACUAUAGCGCACCGUCAAUAAAUAUUCAACCGUCCCAAUUCUCCAGUGGUGCUAGCAAUAACACCACCUCACUUCCGGGAGCAUUGCAGCCGGGACCUGGAAAUCGACCAGGUCCUUCUAAUACCACUGCUCCGCCAUCCAUACAAAUGCUACCACACUUGGCCACCCAACCGCUCUCUCCCAACACGCCUACAAAAUCCAGCCAAUCCAGCCAACAACAAGCAUUCUCUAGGUCCAGUCCGUCGUCCACGUUCGAUCAACAGAAAUACAAACAUGUAGGGAGCACACCUGAUAGUGGGAAGUACAUAUCGCCGACUUCAGGCACUUAUGCGGCACAGACUCCACAGACGUCGUCUCCAUACUCACCUUUAGGACUGGCUGAUAUCAGACCCCACAUUGAUUCUGCGAUGUCGGAAGCCACAGGCAGUUCUGUGGCAGGAGGCAAUAGUGCUAAUAUCCUAUACCCUACAAACAGUAAUUACCUCGCUCCAUGGGCGGUAUACGCCUUUGAUUGGUGUAAAUGGCCUGCUCCGCCAGGAGGGUCAUCAUUCGGGAAAAUCGCUCUAGGAAGCUAUCUUGAAGACAGUCACAAUUAUAUUCAAAUUCUAAGCGCACAGCGUGCUUCUUCAGAUGUGCCGGAAUCUCCCGAUGGAAAUCCGGGUUUGGAAUUUAUAAAGACCGCGGAGGCUACACAUUCAUACCCGGUGACCAGAAUAUUAUGGGAACCUCCCUCGUCCCAAAAGCAAUCAACCGAUCUAUUGGCUACCUCUGGCGAUCAUCUGCGCCUUUGGUCAUUACCGGCAGACUCCCACUCUCAGUCUUACCUGAGUAACUCUAUCAACCGAUCAAGCAAGUCGAGAAAUCAACCUAUACAGAAGCUUUCACCGCUCGCUCUACUUUCCAACUCCAAAUCGCCGGAACAUACUGCUCCAAUUACAUCAUUAGAUUGGAAUGUUGUGUCUCCAAGCCUAAUCAUCACUUCAAGCAUCGACACUACAUGUACUAUUUGGGACAUUCCCACGCUAACGGCUAAAACCCAGCUGAUUGCACAUGAUAAAGAAGUGUAUGAUGUCCGAUUCUGUGCCAACAGUGUUGAUGUGUUUGUUAGUUGUGGCGCAGAUGGCAGCGUUCGAAUGUUUGACCUAAGAAGCCUAGAGCAUAGCACGAUUAUCUAUGAACCGUCCGAAAAAAAUGAAAAGUUAGCGAACCCAGGGAACCUUACGCCACCCUCUCACAAUGCCCCCUGGCCUCCUUCCCUACUAAGAAUAGCCGCGUCACCCCACGAUUCCCAUCUACUUGGCACCUUCUCUCAAGACUCCAACAUAAUCCGCAUACUUGAUGUUCGACAACCGGGCCAAGCCCUACUCGAAUUAAAAGGCCACGGAGGUCCCAUAAACUGCAUCGAAUGGUCUCCCACCCGCCGCGGCACCAUCGCCUCAGGCGCAGAUGACUGCCUCGUUCUAGUCUGGGAUCUUAUCAAUCAAAGCAAUGCUGCAGCUUUCCCCCCAGCUCCGCCCCCACCAAAUCAUAGUGGCACUUCCAAUGGGCCCGCAACCGUUGAACGUGGCCCCGCCGCAGCGUGGCAAUGCGAUUACGAGGUUUCGAAUAUUAGCUGGGCGCCGCAUGCGAGUGGCGGCAUGCCUGGGGCACCUGGGGUUGGUGGGGUUGGUAGGGAUUGGGUGGGGGUGUGUGGUGGUCGUGGGCUGUGGACAGUGUCGAUAUGAAACUUCUCUUUUAUCACAUUUUCCCUUUUCUGUUUCGAAAAAUUAGAAGAUGGAGAACAGACAUCUUAAGAUUUUCCGCGGAGUGAAGAGUACGGCUGCUGCGGGCGGAAGAAGAUAAAAGAAACAUACGCAUUGGUCCGGUUUGAACUGUCUUGUUUUUUGCUUCCUUUUUGGUCGACCUUUAUAUAUAGGUGGGAUCACUCUGGACCGUUCCGCGUUUUCUCUUUCUCCCCGCUUUUGUCUCUUUCACAUACAUAAUCUACCCUAUACGUUUUCAGGUUCAGAUUGGGUUUGGAGAACGGUCGUUCGAGAUGGAAAACUUAAUGAAUUACGAAAGCCUUUAUUUUUUGCCUUAUUUUUUGCCUUCGUUUCCCUCUCUCACAUUUUCUUUCUUUCUUCUGUGUUUGUUUGGCUCCCAUAUUUAGCUUUUAUUCUUGGAUUUCACAAUACAAGAUUUCUGGUCUCCCAUUUUAUUUUUAUUUUAUUUUUAUUUUAUUUUUUAGUUGUUGCUCCUUUUGUAUUACCGAGCUUUAUAUUCCCGCCCUCUAAUAAAUAGAUACAAGCGAUUUGCGGCUUUUUCCUUCUCGCAUUCAACCCCCGGGCUUUCCAGUUUGGAAGUGGCUUUUCUAUUCCAAUUCUUUAGGAAUUGGGAAUAAUAGAUCCAAGUCAGAAAGAAGAGGCGCCUUGAAUGAUGUUGAACAGAAAUGACGGUUAAAAGAAGAGCGCCGACAAAUAAGAAGCGGGUAGUUGGGGAAGAAAUCCACGAGACGAGCCGGGGAUGGACAGAGAUAGAAUUCCAGGUCAUCGUAUAAAGGCAAAUACAGAAAAACCAUGCUAGGAACACCGUGAAAAUAAAAAUGGAAGCAGUAAAAGGGCCAAAUAUAUACACACAUUCCGCAAUGCCAUUUAUAUGUCGGAUAAUCGGAAGAGGAAAAAUGAAUAUUAAUUAAAAUACAAACACGCACAAAAAAGGCUAUAAACCACAUACCAAGAGCCGCCUCUCCACCCACCUUGCAAACCGAACAGUGGGCACAUCCACGCCCCGCCAGAACAUAUCCGCCGCCCAAAUGGACACAGGCAAACAAAUCAACCAUCCAAUCGUAAUUCCAAA
Messenger RNA from Blastomyces dermatitidis ER-3, 6065 nucleotides. Its product is annotated as WD repeat protein. NCBI's taxonomy places the organism in Eukaryota, Fungi, Ascomycota, Eurotiomycetes, Onygenales, Ajellomycetaceae. Gene Ontology annotation, cellular component: nucleus. The transcript is spliced from 5 exons. The record is from RefSeq and is a predicted model, not a curated record. Gene Ontology annotation, molecular function: protein binding. Bases 3083 to 4954 code for a protein of 623 amino acids.